AAAAACAGUAAAUCUGGGAUUUCACCGUCGAUGAGAAGAUGUUUUCAGUGUUUCCGUCUUGUUUCUGUGUUUUAUCAGCCGGAUGUGAUGAGGGGGACGGUGCCGAAGUGUCCCACCUGUAAAGGCGUUGUUAAACCCGACAUCGUGUUUUUCGGGGAGCAGCUUCCUCAUCAUUUCUUCAGGUACCUCACAGACUUCCCGCUGGCCGACCUGCUGAUCGUCAUGGGAACGUCACUGGAGGUGGAGCCCUUCGCCAGUCUGGCGGGAGCCGUGCGCGGCUCGGUCCCCCGGCUGCUCAUCAACAGGGACCUGGUGGGUCCGUUCGCGUGGCGCCGGCGGGCUCAGGACGUGGUGCAGCUGGGUGACGUGGUCGGCGGCGUGCAGGUCCUGGUGGAUGCGCUGGGCUGGACUCAGGAGCUGGACGCCCUGAUGGCCGCUGGAGCCGAGAGGGCUGCGACAAAGACAGAAGAGUGAGCAGCGCGCCGCGUCAGGCUGGAGGUUUGACUUUAUUCUCUGCACUCUGAAAACUGGACGACUGAAUCCAGACUGGUUUCACUGGGGACACGUGGUGGUUCUUGGAUUUUUGGUUACAUCAGUGGAAACUCACAAACAGAUGUGAAACUGUUUGGAUGAAAUUUAGAAAUGUUUCUGUUGAAUAUCAGUAAAUCACAGGUAAGUGACACGCAGGGUUAAAACAGGCAGUGUGUGUUCAGUGUGUCGCGCAGCAGUUUGACUCUUCACAUGUGCAAUAUCAUAUUUUAUUUAUUAAUCUUUAACAACUUAAAAUGGGUAAAAAUGCACUUUUUUGUAUUAACAAGCAAGAUGGAUCUGAAAAAACUGAGCCAAGAAGAAAAAAGUAAUAAAAGCCCACAGUCAUUUUUAA
This is a messenger RNA of Plectropomus leopardus (leopard coralgrouper), 883 nucleotides long. Lineage: Eukaryota; Metazoa; Chordata; Actinopteri; Perciformes; Serranidae. The record is from RefSeq and is a predicted model, not a curated record.